UAAUAUUUAACAAAUUAUUAUAUUCGCACACCAUAUUAACAUAAGUAAUUAUAGAUUAUAGAUGUAUAAACAUAUGUUAUUCUCCGUACGUUUCCGGGCAAGAGAGGGGCAGCGGUCGAGAUAUAUACCCCAUGCGUACGCGCAGACCCCGUAGUGUAGGCUCACUCCUCAAGAUGAGAGCUCUCACAUACACGUUACUGUUAGUGGCCCUCGCGGCUGCGCUAGCAGUCCCCGUCCCCCAGGAUGUAGCAGAGGCGACCAGAGAGAAACGCUCUCCGGGCAGCUGGCACCAACCCGAGGGAGUGUGGAAGAAGAAGCUCGUCUGGAAGGAGGAAUGGAAGCAAAUCUGGAAGACCGAAAAAAAACUAGCCUGGAAAACAGAGUGGAAAAAAGAGAAAGAACCAGCGUGGAAAACUGAAAAAGUACAACAGUGGAAAGAAGAACAAGUGCCCGCUUGGAAAGUAAUACAAAAACCAAUUUGGAAGGAAGUACAAGUACCCAUCUGGAAAGAGAUACAAGUCCCAGAUUGGAAGAAGGUAUGGAAACCAGUAUGGAAGGAAAUCAAAGUCCCUGUGACCAAGACUGUUCAAGUUCCCGAAUGGAAACAAACUUACGUCCCGGAAUGGGUGAAAGAGGGCGUUCCCGGAGAAAAGUUCUUAGGCAAAGAUGACCAUGGAUGGGAAUAUACCAGCCACGAUUUAUGGCGAAAGAAGAUGAUCUGGAAACCCGUAUGGAAGAAAGUCUGGAAAACUGAGCAUAAGCAGGAAUGGGUAGUGGAAAAGAAACUAGAAUGGAAGGAAGAAUGGAAACAGAUCUGGAGGACUGAGAAGAAGCAAGCGUGGGUAACGGAGAAAAAGCAGGAAUGGAUAGAAGAGAAAGUACAAAUAUGGAAAACGGUGAAAAAAGAAGUAUGGGUGCCAGUACAGAAGAAGAUCUGGGUAGAGAAGUGGAAGCAGAUACAAGUACCAGUCUGGAAAACUGUUGAAGUUCCAGCUUGGAAGAAGGUAUGGAAACCAGUCUGGCAGAAAGAGUGGGUGCCGAUCCACCACGAGCAUCACGGAUGGGACUAAAUAGGUAACCACUUUCUUUACAUUUCAUUACCAUAUUAUAAUUAUGAUUGUAGAUAAAGAUACUGUACAUACUUUCGAUAGUAUUUUAUGUAUAUCUCGCUACGAUCAUUGUCGGUUUAAAUAUGGUAGUGGAAUGAAGGUUUAGACAAAAGGAUAGACCAUAGGAGUAACUUUAUGUAAUCUAUUCUUGUCUUAUGGUCUAACGGCCGAAAGCUAUUUGUAUAUAUGGAGUACCAUUUUGUAGUUUCGUCGGUCCUUUUGCCUUCCAUUGUAGUCACUUUGUUAACUAUUGUUACCAGUUACCAAUUGUAAAUAUGAUAUUAUAGUACUCAAAGGGAUGUUGUAGCGGUUGUUUUCCUAAACAGAACUGCAGUGUUAUGACUACGAUUUAAAGCCAAAUCUUCUUGAUCUGCUAGAAAAACCUUAAGACAAUUUUUGAUACCGAAUGGAAUAUCUUUAGAAAACACCUAAAAUACAAUUAUUGCUCAAGUAGAAUUUUGACCUACUGUAUAUACGUAUCUUUGUCACUCACGCGUAUUUCAUAAAUAAGCAUGAGUGCUACAGCAAUAAUAUAUGUUGUCUUUUUCCAUUUUUUCCUUUAAUUUAUUUGGAAUUUAAUUAAUAACAACAAAGGUAUGUCUAUGAAGGUCUACUCGAUGGCUUGAUUUAAAAGAUUUAUCUCUGAACUAUAGUGCAGUUCGAUCUGAUUGACCCAAAUGCCCAAUCGCUUUGUCGGAGACAAAACACUACAGUCAGGGGACAUGUUAAUCGUCCGAUUGACAUUUAAAUGGCACCUUUGUGGGGUAUCGUUUUUAAAAGGCCAGUAUUCGAAAGUAUCCUGUAUUUCACACUGACUUUUGUCUGUUAUUUUUUGUAGAUUUCUGCCAUCUUAAAUUGAUCCUUUUGUUGAUUUUACUUCAGUUAAAUUAACGUGAUCUUUAGUAAAAUAAUUAUUUUUGCAUGCGACGCAGUGCGAAUGCUGUUUGCGAUUGUAUAUUUACGGACGUAUGUUAGAUCUCUUUCUAACGUAUAGCUGCGUCCUGCAAGCGACAGUAUUUUGCAUUGCGUGUCAUGCAUUAAGCGAGAUAAGUUUGAUAUUUGUAGAAAAUAUGUUUUUUUUUAAACAUAUUUUUUACAUAUUCAAAAUUAAAAAAGGCUCAUAUUUAAAGAUAACCUCAUUUUAAGCCUAAAGAUAAAAUUGCAACAGUAUGAUAACUAAAUUAUGCAUUCAUAGUAUACUCGUAGGUGUAGAAUAAUUUAUAGAUGACAAACAUUAUUUUUACGCAAAGUUUUGAUCCGAAAUUAAUAUGAGCUCUUUCAUUUAAUUUAUUUAAAUCAAAACCAUUUCACACGCUGUAGAUCGCUAUAUAAUGUCUAAUUUGAAUAUGUUUCGCGUGAGCAUUUAUCAACAAUAAAUUAAUAUUUACACCAUUUUUUAUAUUGUAACUUAUGUCAUAUUUAUGACAUACUACUUAAUAAUCUUUAUUAAGUUCUAUAUGAACAGAGUUAUCAAAAAAAAACAUUCUGUUGCAAUUUCAUCUCAUACAUUAAAAUUACCCAAGGCCUUUUCUGUGACUCAAAUUUAUAUAACGAAGCCCUUCAAUUAUGUACCUUGUUAUUGAGGAUUUACAGUACAUAUUUGUUUUAUAGAGGCUCGGUUUACAUUCCCGGUGUUAGAGUACAUUGUUUUUUAUGUUUUAUAAACAUACUUAUGUUUUUUUUUAAGUGUUAGCAAUAUACGAAUUUAAUAUAAAAUAUGAAGUUUUA
This is a messenger RNA of Cydia pomonella (codling moth), 2837 nucleotides long. RefSeq names its product golgin subfamily A member 6-like protein 25. Bases 132 to 1070 code for a protein of 312 amino acids. The record is from RefSeq and is a predicted model, not a curated record. Lineage: Eukaryota; Metazoa; Arthropoda; Insecta; Lepidoptera; Tortricidae. The transcript has 2 exons.